Messenger RNA from Drosophila persimilis, 1414 nucleotides. RefSeq lists its product as uncharacterized. The transcript has 3 exons. The record is from RefSeq and is a predicted model, not a curated record. The coding region runs from base 50 to 1258 and encodes 402 amino acids. NCBI's taxonomy places the organism in Eukaryota, Metazoa, Arthropoda, Insecta, Diptera, Drosophilidae.
AAUAUUCUCUUUCCACGUGGUGCCGGCUACUCGCCACAACAUCGCCAAGAUGAGUAUUGUAAGAUUGAAUGAUGACUGUCUGCUAAAAAUUAUAGAGUAUCUGGAUUUUGAUGAUCAGUUGGAGCUGUGGCAGGCAACUGACGACACAACCCGCUUAUGUUUGGCAGUGGCCUACUCCUGGCACCGCAUGCCCCAAACUUGCCUGUAUAGGGAGACCUUCGAGGGCAGACUACAUGCCCUGGAUGGCUUUCUGGAAAGCAUGAAGGGCACAAUGAAGCAUCUGACGAUCACCUACCUACCCGGGGAUCAGAUGGAGCGAUUUAGCAAGCUCGUGUUCCCAAAUAUGCGGGUUCUGGAUUAUAUGGCAGAUGAGACCGAUGACUGGGACGAAGACUCGGAUAUUAAGAUAAUCGUGAACUGUUUUCCCCAUCUGGAGUCGCUCAAAUUGACUGGCAUGAGCAAAGGCAACGACAUCUACCAAAUGAGGAACAUUCGGCACUUGGACAUAGCUCAAUGCUGGAACCUGAGCGUCGCAUGCAUUGAGAACGUUUGCGAGCAUCUACGCCUGCGGGUGCUGUGCGUCCAGUGGCGCCGUUCGGAGGAGAAGGCAUAUGUGGGGGCCAUUAGCAAACUGAAUGAACUGGAGGAGCUGGAGGUGGAGGUGGUCCAGCAGGAAUCGAUUCCCCAGUUGAUGCGUCUGCCCAAGCUGCGGAAGCUUCGCAUCAUUACCAAUCACGAAUGCGAACUGGUCAGGGAUAUCGCGGUGUUGCGUGGAAAGGACAUUAUUUCCGCAUCGUUCAAUGACAGCAUUUGGCUGUGGACCACCAAAACCUGGACGCCGUGUCGAAACCUGCGGAAUCUGACUAUCAUCAAUGAUGAGGGCUGCAGCUGGGUGAAAUUCAGAAGAGUUAUCCUGUGCUUCCCGCUUUUGGAGCAAGUGCAUUUAGAGAAUUCGCGUAUUUUUGACACAGCCGACGAGCUGUGGGACCUGGUGUCCAUUUGUCCUCAUCUGAAACGACUGGCUAUGUCCCACUGCAUCCUAUACAAUGUAUUUUUCAAGUUCGACGCCGCUAGAAUGGGUGCAGUCUUGGACAAGCGAACGCAGCCCCUGCUGCUGCAAUGCUUUAAAACCAGCGCUGACGAUUUGGUUCUUCAGCUUUUCAAACAUCCCAAAUUGAAGAUUUUCUUUGAGGCUUUGGAAUAUAGUCCUGUAGCUCCCGAAGCCAUCGAGCUAGAGUUCCUGCCUCUGGAGGCGUGAAUAGGAUAAGUAUUAUUUGUGGAUUUCGUUCAACUACUUUUGUAAUUUACGUUAUGGUAAUGUCUUUGGUAGAUUCCGAUCUCUUUCAUGUACAUAAACCACUUAACUUUUAAUUUAACCACUAAGAAAGUGUAUAAAAUGAACUGAAAAUUAUGA